This is a messenger RNA of Cinclus cinclus, 2529 nucleotides long. Its product is annotated as disks large homolog 4-like. Gene Ontology annotation, molecular function: kinase binding. The annotation marks the transcript as partial. NCBI's taxonomy places the organism in Eukaryota, Metazoa, Chordata, Aves, Passeriformes, Cinclidae. Gene Ontology annotation, cellular component: postsynaptic density membrane; neuromuscular junction; neuron projection. The record is from RefSeq and is a predicted model, not a curated record. Gene Ontology annotation, biological process: chemical synaptic transmission; postsynaptic neurotransmitter receptor diffusion trapping; AMPA glutamate receptor clustering. The transcript is spliced from 15 exons.
AUCCCCAACAAAUCCCCCAAAAAUCCGCAAAAAUUCCCAAAAAAAUUUCCCAAAAAUUCCCCAAAAAAUCCCCAAAAAAUCCCCAAAAAAUCCCCAAAAAAUCCCCAAAAAAUCCCCAAAAAUCCUCAAAAAAUCCCCGAAAAAUCCCUGAAAAAUCCCCAAAAAAUCCUCGAAAAAUCCCCAAAAAAUCCCAAAAAAUCCCCGAAAAAUCCCCAAAAAAUCCUCGAAAAAUCCCCAAAAAUCCUCAAAAAAUCCCCGAAAAAUCCCCAAAAAAUCCCCGAAAAAUCCCCAAAAAAUCCUCGAAAAAUCCCCAAAAAUCCUCAAAAAAUCCCCGAAAAAUCCCCAAAAAAUCCCCGAAAAAUCCCCAAAAAAUCCUCGAAAAAUCCCCAAAAAUCCUCAAAAAAUCCCCGAAAAAUCCCCAAAAAAUCCUCAAAAAAUCGCCAAAAAAUCCAUAAAACAUCCCAAAAAAAUCCUCGAAAAAUCCUUGAAAAAUCCUUGAAAAAUCCCCAAAAAAUCCUCAAAAAAUCCCCAAAAAUCCCAAAAAAUCCCAAAAAAUCCCCAAAAAAUCCCCAAAAAAUCCCCAAAAAAUCCCCAAAAAUCCCCAAAAAAUCCCCAAAAAAUCCCAAAAAAUCCCCAAAAAAUCCCCAAAAAUCUCCGCUUUCCCCCAAAGUCUCCGUGUGUUUUGUUGCUCUCAGGGUGAACGACUCCAUCCUGUUUGUGAACGAGGCCGACGUCCGGGAGGUUCCGCACUCGGCGGCCGUGGAGGCUCUCAAGGAGGCCGGGGCCGUGGUCCGGCUCUACGUCAUGAGGAGGAAGGUCCCGGCCGAGAGGGUGGUGGAGGUCAAGCUCAUCAAAGGGCCCAAAGGUUUGGGGUUCAGCAUCGCGGGGGGCGUGGGGAACCAGCACAUCCCGGGGGACAACAGCAUCUACGUCACCAAGGUGAUCGAGGGGGGGGCGGCGCACAAGGACGGGCGGCUGCAGGUCGGGGACAAGAUCCUGGCCGUGAACAACGUCAGCCUGGAGGACGUGAUGCACGAGGACGCGGUGGCGGCUCUCAAGAACACCUACGACGUCGUUUACCUGCGCGUGGCCAAGGCCACCGUGCCCGGCCUUGGGGACACCUACGGGCCCCCCGAUGUCACCGGCUCCUACUCAGCCCACCUGGACUCGGAGCUGCCCCCCCAGAGUUUCCUGGGCCCCGAGUUCCCCCCGGCGCUGACCCCGACGUCCCCGCGGCGAUUCUCACCUGGCCCCAAGGAGCUGCUGCCCGACGACGACGUGCCCAGGGAGCCGCGGCGCAUCGUGAUCCCUCGCGGCUCCACCGGGCUGGGAUUCAACAUCGUGGGGGGUGAGGAUGGUGAGGGAAUCUUCAUCUCCUUCAUCCUGGCCGGGGGCCCGGCCGACCUGAGCGGGGAACUGCGCAAGGGAGACCAGAUCCUGUCGGUGAACGGGGUCGAUCUCCGCGGUGCCACCCACGAGCAGGCGGCGCUGGCCCUGAAGAACGCCGGGCAGUCGGUGACAAUCGUGGCCCAGUACAGGCCAGAAGAGUACGGCCGUUUCGAGGCCAAAAUCCACGACCUUCGGGAGCAGCUCCUGAGCAGCAGCCUCGGCUCCGGCAGCGCCUCCCUGCGCAGCGACCCCAAACGAGGAUUCUACGUCCGGGCCCUGUUUGACUACGACAAGGCCAAGGACGUCGGGUUCCUGAGCCAGGCGCUGAGUUUCCGAUUCGGGGACGUUCUGCACGUGCUCGACGCCUCCGACGAGGAGUGGUGGCAGGCACGGCUGGUGCUGCCCCCCCAGCAGCCCCCCGACAUCGGCUUUGUGCCCAGCAAGCGCCGGGUGGAGCGCCGGGAGUGGACGCGGCUCAAGGCCAAAGAUCGGGGGCCAGGGGCUCAAGGUCGCGAGGACGCCGUGCUGAGCUACGAGCCGGUGACGCAGACGGAAGUUCACUACGCGCGGCCGAUCAUCAUCCUGGGCCCCACCAAGGAUCGCGUCAACGACGACCUCCUGUCGGAAUUCCCGGAGAAAUUCGGGUCCUGCGUGCCCCACACGACGCGGCCCAAGCGCGAGUACGAGGUGGACGGCCGCGAUUAUCACUUUGUGGCGUCGCGGGAGCGGAUGGAGAAGGACAUCCAGGGACACAAGUUCAUCGAGGCGGGGCAGUACAACAGUCACCUGUACGGGACCAGCGUGCAGUCCGUCAGGGAGGUGGCUGAACAGGGCAAGCACUGCAUCCUGGACGUUUCGGCCAACGCCGUGCGGCGACUGCAGGCGGCGCAGCUGCACCCGAUCGCCAUCUUCAUCCGGCCCAAAUCCCUGCAGAACGUGCUGGAGAUCUCCAAGCGCGUGAGCGAGGAGCAGGCGCGGAAAGCGUUCGACAGAGCCACCAAACUGGAGCAGGAGUUCACCGAGUGCUUCUCAGCCAUGGUGGAAGGCGACACUUUCGAGGAGAUUUAUCACAAAAUCAAACGAGUCAUCGAGGACCUGUCGGGACCUUUCAUUUGGGUCCCGGCCCGGGAACGACUUUAG